AUGGGACGCCAACCAUACAUAACUCGGCUGGCUCUGGGCCGCUCUCCAUAUGAGCCACCUAGGAAUGCAAGUGCACAAUACCAGGCAUAUCGCAGUCGUAAUCACAAUGCAGAUGGAUAUGUCCAACAGUAUGAUGAACGUGGGCAUCCUAUCUUCCCCGAGUCAAAAGCUCUGGCUCGUGAACUUCGACGAGCCAAAAAUGAUGUUUUGUCAACCAUGGGGGUUGUUGUCAGUGGCGAAGCUGGUCGCUCAAGCAUCUUGAAAGACAAGAAGGCCGUCAAUGCUAUCACGGCCGAAAAUGAUUAUGGCCUCGUCAUAGUGGCCUUCGACCAUGCUAUGCACUUCUUUGGAUCGUGGUGGGUAAGCUCAUUGAGCAGGCGCGUUCAGACCUUCAGAAGCUAUACCAAUAUUCCACUGAUCCGCUUGUUCAAGUCUGAACGUCAAAGAUUCGGAUGGGCAGCCGAAUGUUUCGCAGGUAUACCUCUCUGGGCUGCCAGAAUCAUUUUACCUCUAUGCAGGACACAGUUAUUUGAGCCGCUUUUGAGCUACGUUCAAAACAAGCUCACUCCAUACCUUAACCAGUCCUGUACUCGACUUGUUGAUGGAUGCUUCUCUAUGAUUCGAUCCUCGGCGCGACUUGCUUCAUUCGUAUUCUUCGAGCAGGUCCAUAUGUUCUGCAUUCUGCAGACUCUUCACCUCAUCCCUCAUAAUGUCUUCCCACGGCCCGCAUUUUUAAUCCCGUUUACGAAAUUUUCUUUAGUUCAGAGUCCAUCCCUCCCAUCUGACUUCUCACUUGUUUCUCUCGGAUGCUUUGCCUCGAAAUUAGCGAUGAGUCCCUUCGCCUUUGCUUUCGUUUAUGUUCUUAUUAGGCCUAUUGUUGAAGAUAAGAUAUAUCGAUUGAUCAGAAGGCAUUUGCCUAAGCAAGAUCGCCCUGAUGAAAUUUCCAUUCAGGUUGCUAUGGAGAAUGAUCUUCUAGAAUGGACGUUGCCGACAGCCGGUCGGCGAACGGAGGAGGAGACUCGUCGGAGCAAUAUGAGUCUACUUGAAGAUAUGAGAGAAGAGUUGCGCAGAUUACAAAAAUGGUUAUUUAGCCGUUUCGGCUAUAAUCACGAUGAUUUUUCUGACGAGAAGAUCAGCAUCUGUCUCAGCCACAACGAUAUUGACACCGUUCGUGAGAAUAUCCAAGCGGAGCCUUCUAACCAGAAUAGUUCCCAUCAAAUACCGAAUCAGUUAGGCGAAGCUGCAUUCGCUACUAGACCAGUUUCUCUUGACCGUGAUCAGAGAUUAACAGAAGGGCAAUUGACUCAUUCACCUGGCGAAAUUACUCCGAAUGCCAUUGAAGUACGCCCUGCUGAAAGAGGCGAAAUCGUCCAAGACCAAUCACCAGAGAGCUCUUGGGUUCCAUUUCAGAACUAUGAUCAAGACUCGCGAUCCGACACAUUGUUCUCGCGGCCUCAAACCCCUGAAUCACCACUAACUUCUCCUCGCAUUCGCGCAUCAUUAACUCACCAGAAUUCGUUUACGACGACAAUGGAACUCUCGCUUCAAAGCAGCCGAAUUACGAAUAGACAAGAUGAGCUUGAGCCCGUUGUUGAAAUUGAGCGCGGCGACACUGCACUAGGUAACUGGCCGGUUACUCUUGAUCAGCCUCCGCUUGAAGCCACCGAGUUAGUCCUGGAUCAAAUGAACCCAAACGCGAACGAUGCAGUAUUAGAGCAACUUAACACGGCGGCUGAUGCGGGACCUGCGAGUAUCAUGUCGAAUCCGACAGAAAACGACGGCCUGCUGGAGUUGCUGAAUAGAGAGCUAGCAACAAUGGACAUACCGCCAGUCUUACCGCAUAUGAUCGAGGAACCCAUGCACAGUCCUACUCACCAACCUGAUAUGGAUGCAUUGUCCGAUCCUGGCACUGAAGCAUCAGCCUCACGAGUACCCUCCUAUCUACCUCCGUGGAGGUCCCUAAGUCAAGACCGCUCCGAUUUGAACAAGCAGCGUGUCACCGUCCUCUCGUCAUACCCUGCCGAUGCUUUGGCGCACCAUCUAGCCUCAUUUAUCAGCGGUUUUAUAUUCAUUCCGUUUGAGUCGUUCUUCUACCGAUCCUUGGCUAGAUCCUACUUAUCGUCACGGCUUCCCUCUGUCUAUGGUAGCAACAGUCUCAUCCCAGUUUCCGACAUUCGUCCGCUUAAUGCACUCGCUGGUGGGGGUAGUAGACGAGAUAUGAUUGCAUACAUAUGCAAACUCACCCUGAUACAGGGCAUUCAGGCUGGUGUGAGUGGUGCUAUUCUCGGGGUAUGUUCGGCUACUGCGGUUGGGAUUGGAAAGAGAGUGUUUGAUUGGGGAAAUUUGUAA
This is a messenger RNA of Talaromyces stipitatus ATCC 10500, 2349 nucleotides long. RefSeq lists its product as uncharacterized. Lineage: Eukaryota; Fungi; Ascomycota; Eurotiomycetes; Eurotiales; Trichocomaceae. The record is from RefSeq and is a predicted model, not a curated record. Bases 1 to 2349 code for a protein of 782 amino acids. The transcript has 4 exons.